This is a messenger RNA of Phragmites australis (common reed), 2277 nucleotides long. Its product is annotated as probable beta-1,4-xylosyltransferase IRX9L. Gene Ontology annotation, molecular function: xylosyltransferase activity; galactosylgalactosylxylosylprotein 3-beta-glucuronosyltransferase activity. The transcript is spliced from 4 exons. Gene Ontology annotation, biological process: plant-type secondary cell wall biogenesis; glucuronoxylan biosynthetic process. Gene Ontology annotation, cellular component: Golgi membrane. The record is from RefSeq and is a predicted model, not a curated record. NCBI's taxonomy places the organism in Eukaryota, Viridiplantae, Streptophyta, Magnoliopsida, Poales, Poaceae. Bases 465 to 1796 code for a protein of 443 amino acids.
UAAAUGCAACGGGGGUCUCGUCUCCCUCACCUUCCCGACGGCGACCGGGCCGCCAUAUCCUCCUACUCCCUCCUCUCCUGCUCUAUCUCCUGUCUCUACCCUCACCAACUCCACCUCCCGAGGAGAGUUCAGAAGCCCGAGGCAAGGACAAGGAGGGAGGGGGGAGAGGGAGGGACGGGGGCGUGGGAAUUGUCUCGUGAGGUGGUCCGACAUGCGCACGCUCCCCGGGCUGGGAUUCUAGACCCAACAUCGUCCGAGCCGGCCGGACGCGCAGCCACUAAGAACAGGCGCGCCCUUGCGCCGCCGACUCUACCUCUCGUCGUCCCCGCCUGGGCUGCCGUGGAGUGGAGAUCCGCCGGGUUCUGGAUUGUUUUCUACUCUUUGUUGCAGUUAAUCCCCCCCCCCCCCCCCCGGCACACACACACGUUAGGUGCGCCGCUGAACUCCGGUGCUGAGUUCCUGCAAUGGCCCGAAGGAAUGCCGGCGCAAUACAGCGGGAGGGGUCUGUUAAGGACUGGGCGGAAUUCGACCCCACGCCGUCCCCUAAGCUGGCGUACUCGCAGACCUAUGUCGCGAUGAGGGGGCUGUUGACGUCGGUGGCCUCCCUGGACCCUGUCCUGAUGUCGAGCAGCCUCAAGUCUGCGUGGGCAGCCAUAUCGUCACACAAGCACGCUCGGUCCUUGGAGAGGCCAAAGUCAAAGGGGAUGAACUGGAAGAAGGCCAUGUUCCAUCUGCUUGUGUGCUUCUUGGUGGGAAUUUUCAUCGGAUUCACGCCGCCCUUCUCGCUUGAUUUAUCCAAGAGAAUAGCUUCUGAAAACGAGAGGCUUCCGUUAGAUGGGGAUUUGAUCAAUAGACAAUCAGAAGAAUUUAGUGGUACGAAGUUGGAGCCGUUUGCAGUGGAGGCUGAAGCGACCGAAGACCCACAGGUUGACAAGAGUCUUCCAGUUCCUGCAAUGCUGGAUGAUGAAGCGGACUUUAUUGAAGCCUCACAUAUCGAACCUUCUGUUAAUGACUCUGGCAUUGUUGUGAGGAAGCAGCUGAUAGUUGUGACAGCAACUUCUGUUCGACCACACCAGGCGUAUUACUUAAAUCGUUUGGCUCAUGUGUUGAAAAAUGUACAGCCUUCUCUUCUCUGGAUAGUUGCGGAAUGGCCAUAUCAGUCCCAUGAAACAGCAGAGAUCCUGAGGUCUUCUGGGGUUAUGUACAGACAUCUUAUCUGUAAUCGGAAUACUACAAAUAUAAGGAAGAUUAUUGUCUGCCAAAAGAACAAUGCAAUUUUUCAUAUAAAGAAGCACCAUCUAGAUGGUAUAGUGCAUUUUGCUGAUGAGGAGCAAACAUAUUCAGUUGAUUUAUUUGAAGAAAUGCGCAAAAUCAGGCGCUUUGGUACAUGGCCCGUAGCAGUACAUGUUGAGACCAAGUAUAGGGUGGUUUUAGAAGGGCCCCUUUGUAGGGGUAAUCAAGUCACUGGAUGGCAUACAAACCAGAGAAGGGGUGUAGCUCGUCGAUUUCCAAUUGGUUUCUCUGGGUUUGCUUUUAACAGCACUAUACUUUGGGAUCCCCAGAGAUGGAAUAGCCCCACAUUAGAGUCUAUUAUACUCCAUUCAGGUGGCAGAGGUGGCUUGCAGGAGUCAAGAUUUAUUGAGAAGCUUGUUGCGGAUGAGAGUCAAAUGGAAGGCCUUGCAAACAAUUGUACUCAGAUUAUGGUCUGGAAUUUUGAUUUGGAACCUCCUCAACUCAACUACCCUACUGGCUGGUUGCUGCAGAAGAACCUAGAUGCUGUUGUGCCUAUAACAUAAACGUCUUGCUGCUCCUCUUUUUGUUUUGCCCCUCUAGUGUGAAUGAUGCCUUCCUGAACUUGGUAGCAUCCAGGAUCAUGCGAAGCUGCUCUGCCAAGAUCUGGUUCAAAUUAUGUCAUACUUAACAGUUGAAAGCAAGAAGCCUGACAAAAGAAAAUUCUCUCUCCCUGCUGCAUUCUUUUCUAUGCUCAUUCUUUCCCCCAUGUUUGUCAAGCUAGAUAUAGGCUUGUACAUUUAUUUUUUUCGCUUCAGUUUGUUACAUACACACACACAUAUAUUGCUUUACAGAUGUGAAAGUCUGCAUCCGUUGCACCUGUUGAAGGUCACAGAAAGAUACUCUCUUGAUACAUGAACAAAAGCUAAAUCAAAAUCAUAGAUUGGAGUUGAUAACAGUGUUAUAUGGUUGGUCGCCAUUCGUUAGUUCAUUCUUCACUAUUUGUGUUGUACUUUUAUGAUAUUUUAUGAAUUUUCUUUGGGUUAA